UAUCGGAGUUCGUUACUCGGUCGAUCGAUGGAAAUAUAGUAUGGAUUUUACACUUUGGUUCUUUUGCACGCCGACGUUGAACGCUCCAACAAAACCAAUUAAAAUUUAAGAGAACUUUUAGCAGCAUAAAAAAUAAAAUUUUGUACUAUUGAUUAUUUGGCAAGAAAGUUUCCGAAGGUAAUUCGUAUGUCUUUUUAUAAUACAUACAGAACAUUUAACAUGUCAAUGGUACGGUAUAAAAUUACAAUGGGUUGACACAUAGCCUUACUCGCAUAUACCGAUAUUAUCUUCGACUGAACCUUAUCGUCCUUUGCAGAAAAAGUAGUCAGUUGCAUUUGUCAAUUCGCCAUUAGUGAAAUAUAUAUUUUUUCACACAUUAAAAAUUCGCAUUAAUUAUAAAUUCGCAUAAUAAAAUUGUUAGAUGACUUUUAUGCGGUUACAUGAAUACAAUAGGCUAUUUAUUUGAGUGAUAUUUGGAACAUGUCAUGUGGGACUUGCACUUGUCAAGUGUGAAUGAAAAUUUGCACACCACACAACCAAGAACUCGCGAAUAUCUUUAGAACCAGAUACAAAAAUUGGAAGAUGUAACAACAAUAAUGAAAGUUGUCAUAAAUGUUUUUAAAAAUUUUAAAUGUUAUUCUUUGAAUAACCUGGUUAAAACAAAAUUUCGGAUCGGAUAAAAUGUGCUAUCCUGUAAAAUGGUUUUUGAUUUAAACACCACCAAUAACCUUCCACAAUCCAGCACAAGCAGUUGCAAGGAUUACUUUUAUGAUGGAUGUAAUAGUAAAAGUCAAAAUAAUUGCCACGUUCAAUACCAAAAUUGUCAUUGUCGUCCCUGUUGUAUAAAUUCUGUAGUAAGUGAUCACACCUAUUCCCUGUUGAAAAAAAUUUGCAGAAAAGUGUUUAGAGAUUUCAAUCGGCAAAAGAGCCGAGAGAAGUAUACAAUUUUCGAUGGUGGAAACAGCGUUAAUAUCAGAAUACACCGGUCAUCCCUUGGAGAAGAUGGGAAAUGUAAAUCUUUACACACUGAUUCAAGUUUAUCAACCUUAGGUGUAACUAGGCGGAAAUAUGGUAAAGAUAGAGAAAGAAAGGAUGACAACAUCUCAGAAAAAAGGGGAAGGGAUGCUGGAGUGAGAAAUAAUGGGGAAAAGGGUAAACUUCGAAAAAGUUUUGAAACUUUUGAUACAAAACGCGAUAGAAAAAAAAAAGGGCAAGAUCAAGAAGGUGAAAAACAUGGCAAAGAACGAAAAGGGAAGGGUAGAGAGUAUUAUGAUAAUAGUGAUGGUACUAGAAGGCGAGACAAGGGUAGAGGAAAGGAAGAAGAUGGCGACUAUUACGGCGAUAGUAAGGGAAAAAAAGGCAAAGGUAAAAAAGCUGAGGAUGGCGAUAAACGAAGUGCUGAUAAAAAAAUAUCUCAAAGAAAAAAGUCUGGUGUUAAUGGUGACAGUGAUAGAAAAGACGGUGAAUCGAUAGAUGAUAAAAUAAGCAAGAAAAAAUUCAACAAAAUUACAAAAAAAAGAGAAGAAGAAGAUAGUGAUUAUUAUAGUUCUCGUAAUAUAAGAAAAUUAGAUGAAAGCAAGAGUCAAAAACAUGAUGGUGAUGAAGAAAAUAAACUUGGUAUUAAAAGAGGGAAGAAUAAGCAAAGAGACAGUAAUGAAUAUAGAACAAGUAUUAAAGAUCGGGAUGAUGAGAAAAUGCGAGACGGCGUUUCUAGAGAUGAAGGUAAAUGGAGCAGAGAUCGGAAUUAUCAUGGCAAUAAAAGCAAAGAUGACCGCCAAAAAGGUGAACGGUAUGACAAAGACAUUCAAAAAACAUCAAAAAAUAGUCGCGAUCACGACGAAAGUAAAGAAAUCAAAAAAGGUGAUCAUGAGCUUGAUUGGUUUAACAGUUCAAAAGACUAUCACUCUGACAAGAAGGGUUUCAGAGAAGGUAAUCAUCAAGAAAAAGGUAGAAAGUAUAUUCGACUACAUAACAAAGAUCCUGACAACAUCGGAAGGAGAGGUAACAGAUAUCGCGAUAAUCAAAUGAAAGGUAGUAAAGAUGGCGGGCAUAAAGAUGAUCGGUAUUCCAGCCCUACAAAUGAUUAUGAUACCCAUCGUAAAGGCAAUACUCUUAAAAGAAAAGGCGUUGUUGAUUUACCCGUUAUUUCUGAUUUACGUACUAAAGUUCGUAAAGGACAUGGUGUAAUGCCUGUCCGUAUGACACAAAUUGGAAAACAUGGGUAUAGUUCAAACACACUUCUGGAAGGAGGGAGCCGAAAGAAAGUAGUCAAGCACGGACUUAAACAACGCACCAAAGAUAGUAAAGAUCGCAUUAAUGAAAGACAUGGAAAUAUAAUAAAAAGGAAAUCUCGUUCAGGCAGAUGGCGUAGAGCUCGUUUUGGCAUCGGAUACGGAAUUGCGAUUUCAAGCCGUUGCGAUGAAAUCAAGCCGUGUGAUAUACUUCGUGCCCAUAUGGAACAACGUGAACUUUGUGAAAGGCAAAGGAGUUGUUGCCUUCAAUGUUCAUGUGACUGCAGUGCUAUUUACUGCCCCGCUCCAUCUACUAUUUGUUCUCACAUAUGUUAGAGUACCUCUAUAAACAAUAUUUUAUAUAAAUAAAUUAUUAGUGACCUAGGUUACAAUAUAUAUUUUUAAAUA
This is a messenger RNA of Bactrocera oleae (olive fruit fly), 2639 nucleotides long. Its product is annotated as cylicin-2. The record is from RefSeq and is a predicted model, not a curated record. NCBI's taxonomy places the organism in Eukaryota, Metazoa, Arthropoda, Insecta, Diptera, Tephritidae.